This is a messenger RNA of Morone saxatilis (striped sea-bass), 3146 nucleotides long. It is a transcript of the gene kcnk6, whose product is annotated as potassium channel, subfamily K, member 6. The record is from RefSeq and is a predicted model, not a curated record. Gene Ontology annotation, biological process: potassium ion transmembrane transport; stabilization of membrane potential. Gene Ontology annotation, cellular component: membrane. Gene Ontology annotation, molecular function: potassium ion leak channel activity. Lineage: Eukaryota; Metazoa; Chordata; Actinopteri; Moronidae. Bases 71 to 1015 code for a protein of 314 amino acids. The transcript is spliced from 3 exons.
AGAAGAAAAGAAAGCAGCCAGGCUCCGGAUCAGCAGCUCCACUGAUGAUCACCCGGGAGUAAAAGCAGACAUGCAUUCUGUAGGCAGGUCGUGGCUGCUGCUUACAGGCUUCAUACUCUUUUAUGUCAUCUACCUGCUGUUCGGGGCCCUGGUUUUCUCCAGCAUCGAGCGGCCGGUGGAGGACAAGCUGCGACAAGACAUGAUAGUCCUGAAGCAGGAGUUCCUGAACCUGAGCUGCGUCAACGCCGCGUCCCUCGAACUCUUUCUGGUCAAAGUGCUGACGGCCAACAAGUACGGCGUCUCCGUCCUCAGAAACUCCUCCGUGCCUUCAAACUGGGACCUGGCAUCCUCCAUGUUCUUCGCCAACACUCUGGUCACCACAGUCGGUUAUGGUCACACCACUCCUCUGUCGGACACUGGAAAAGCCUUCUCCAUCAUCUACGCCCUGAUAGGAGUCCCCUUCACCAUGCUGGUGCUCACCGCCUGCGUCCAGAGGCUCAUGUACCCCCUGGUCCUCGCUCCGGUAGGCCUCCUGCAGCGCUCAGGCAUUGGGCCUCGGCCGGCCACCAUCGUCCACUUCGUGUUGCUGCUGGUUCUGAUGGUGUUGUGCUUCUUCGUGGCACCGGCGGCCGUGUUCAGCACAGUAGAGAUGUCCUGGUCGUUCCUGGAUGGGAUCUACUUCUGUUUCAUCUCGCUGUGCACCAUCGGACUGGGGGAUUUUGUUCCGGGGACAAAUCCUGGGCAGAAGUACAGGCCGCUGUACCAGGUCACUGUCAUGGUCUACCUGUUCGUGGGUCUAAUGAUGAUGUACCUCCUGCUGCGCACCUUCCACAAAAUGGCCGACCUGCACGGCCUGACCACCUUCCUGCAGCUGCCGCGCUGUGAGGAGUCCGACCUGAAUGAAGACACGGAGCCCAUUGUGGAAAAUGAACGUCAAAGUCAGAAAGAAAAAGCUGCCAGAAAACCCCUGGAGCCGGGAUCUCAGCCCUCGUACAACACCAUCAACAAAGGCUGAGCUGUGGGGAGGCAGAGGGAAGGAAAAGGAGCUCUACCUCUGGCGAUAAAACACCCCGACUGCUGGGCUGAAUCUGAAUUCUUGUCUUCAUUUUUUUUUUUUUAUUUUGUCUUCUCCAGUGUUCUCAUUAACAACAUCCAGAGGAGUAAGCAUAAUAAUAAUGAGGAAUCAAGAUAAGUUUUAAGAUUCAGCCUUUGUGAGAGGGCACUAUGCAGUUUGAGUGGUUACUGCCACUUUCUGCACAUAUGAAAAGACUGUUCUAACGUGACUACAGCAACCCGGCUGGGCUAAAAGGCACAGACGUACCUUUCUCCUCCUGGACACUGGUGCAAGUGUGGUGUGUUCACCGUACAGGCUCGGCUGGUGUUUUUACGGCCUCAGGAUGGCACACGAAGGGUUCAGACUUGUGAUGGUUGUUUUCCGGUUAUGUUUAUCUUUGCAUGUAUUUUUGUCACGUUGCUUUUUUUGUGCCACAGGUUUGGGUUGAUAAAUCAGGACUAACAAAUACUGUGUAUAAUUGUGCUGAAACUAAAUCUUCUUGGUGCAGAACACAACCUGUCACUUGCCUUUUCAACUUCACCAAAAAUCUUUUUACACGUUUAACUGCUUUUGUUGUUAUUCAGGUGUAUUGUUCAGCUUUAUAUUUCACACAUGCACAUCAUGGCCAAAACACCUCCAGAUUAUUGACCAAACCAAAGUUGUAUUUAUAGCCAGGAGUGGCCUUUACUUACGUUAUCCCCACCUAAAUGCAUCUUUACAAGCAUGAAUGUUCACGAGUGCAGUGAAUCUGGUACAACUUUAGAUCACUUCCUCAAAUAAAGGUCAGAUGUGGACCUGCGCGGAGCAUUUAAAACACCGGGGACCUGAACUGAAACCUGUUUCAUAUUUAAUUCGAUUUCCUGUGUGAGUGGUAACCUUUGUGUGUCUGGGUCAGCCUUGAAGAGAACAGAGGAGCGCUGUGUUUGCCUCAGGACUGUCCUCCUUUAUGGUGCUUCCCCCUGGUGUCUAUAUGUAUGUAGUGCAUGUUAUCUCACCUCCAGAACAGUAAUGAAUUAGGGUCAAAGGGUUGGAAUAGAGGGACUGAGGAAAAUUACAAUUUCAAUUAAAGUAAACAGUGUUUCAUUGUAGUGAUUGAGACAUGAUUUAUUUCAAUGGAAAACCAAAUGUUACUUAUCAAACAACUUGUUCUGUGUGAUUUGAAAUGUACUUUAAUGUUAUCAGUUAUUUUUCUUUUACCACCAAAGUUGAAGUCAGGCUAAUUGUAUCCAGAUACUGUAAAAUGAUUUAUAUGUGUGUAUGUUAACAUAUUGACAUUGGAUAACCAUACAUUUAAAAAAAAAAAAAAGGUUUGCUUUGUAUUAUGUUUGUCAUGUUUAACCUUGUUAUCCUCAUCUGAGACAUUUUGUACAGUAAACUCUGCCCUAAAUGGAAUUUGCACAUCUUGGGAGGUUUUGAAGUUUUAUUAAGCAUUGUAAAAUGUUCAAAACGUAACUGAGUUUUACAGACAUUACGAAUUUGAAGCUGAGAGCAGACUCACUGGGUCUAUUUCCAGUAAAGAAAUGGUGUGUUACGAGGUGGAUAUCUACCUAACAAGUGUCGGAGAGCAUGAAAACAUGUCUUUCAGAUUGAUACAAAAAAAGAUGAGUUUCCUUAAAGUGAGAGGUGACUGAGUGAAGCUGCCUACAAGGACCCACAUGUCUGUCAAAGGUCCAGUAUUUGUCUAGUAUAGUCCCCUGUAUUAGAGGUUUUUGGUUAUUUUGUUCAGAUAAGUCAGAUAUCCUGAAUGAUCUGCUCAACUCCAUAUUUCUAUUAUUCUUUGUAGGUUUCUGAAGCUGAAGUGUGAUCAUAAUACCCAACUUAUUUAAAGUGUCUUUUACAAGGGAGCAGUUCGCCCUGGAGGUGGAGGAAGUGAAACAUGUCUGGUAAAUGCUUUCACUUUCAUGAUUCUCUAAAUACACCUCUGCAGCUUUGCUCCAGGAAAUACAAAAAUACAGCAUCAGAGGAGGUUUGAAGCCACAAAAACAGUAGAAUUCCAUUUUCCCCAAUCGUCUGUUCCCAAAACUGAAAUACCUGCAGUAAAAUGUAUGUGAUGCUUUUUGAAUGUAAAUUAAAUCGUGUUUCACAAAGAAAA